UAAUCCCAUAUUUUCACUCGAACAAAUUUAGGGGAACCAUCUUAGCAGCUAAACAUUGGUUCAAUAAAUAAAAACCUCAUGGUUGGUGACAAAAUUAUGCACUUAAUCUAGAUUUCAUCUUGGUUCGUUCGUACUGGUGAUUGGUGUUCGAUGGCACGCGAAGUGGUUCAAUCUGAAUCAGAUUCGGAAUGAGGUCUGGUCCAUUUUCAGCUAGCCUGUGUUGUGCAACUGCAGAACCUCGCUCGUAACCGUCUCUCUCUCAUAAACCCUCAACCGAUUCUUGAAUCUUGAUCCUCUCAGCAAGCUCAACACACGGAUCGGCGAAUCAUCAUACUCAGCUAAUCCAAGCCCUAAUUCACCAUUUCCUAGCUAUGUGGACCAACGUUUUCAAACUCGGUGGUCUGCAUCAGAUAUCAUGGUUUCAGUUUCUUCCGCAUGAACCUGAUCUGAACCCUCUACCUGAUAAAAGUUCAAAAGUUGAUCAGAAGGAUGCUGCAAUGUUACUGGUACUUCAAUCACACCUGCAGUUGCAAAAGGAAGGAUUUCUUAGCACAUGGACCAAUUCCUUUGUUGGACCCUGGGAUCCAUCUCAGGGUUUGCAUAAUCCUGAUGAAAAGAUCAAGCUGUGGCUUUUUCUUCCGGGUCGUCAUUCAUCAGUUGUUGAGACUGCUCAGCCAGCAGUAUCUGGAUUAAGAGUUGUUGCGUCUGGGCUUUGGCUGGCUCCUGGGGAUUCAGAAGAGGCUGCAGCUGCUCUCUCUCAGGCUUUAAGGAAUCGUAUAGAAAGAGCACUACUGGGGCUUUAUUACAUGAGAUUUGGGGAUGUAUUUUCAAAGUUUCAUCAAUUUCAAAGUGAAGAAUUGUUCAGGAGAGGACAACCCUCAGUUGAAUUUGUAUUUGCUGCAACAGAGGAGGCAAUCUUUGUACAUGUCAUAGUGUCUUCAAAGCAUGUCCGGACACUUUCCACAGGUGAUCUAGAAAGGCUGUUAAAACAUUCCACAGAGACAAGAUACAGACUUCCAGUGAUUGUUUCUCCUCAUGGAAUACGUGGCAGCCUGACUGGUUGUUCUCCAAGUGAUCUUGUCAAGCAAAGCUAUCUCAGCAGUUCUGCCAAAUUUAGGGUUUCAAAUGGAAUUAUAGGUCUCCCAUAUCAUGUUUCCCAGGGUGUUGGUUGCCAGCUGAGGGGGCAGAAUUGUUUUGUUGAAGUAAGUCUUGGCUUCCCUAGACCUGGAACUGACAAGGCAUUGCAGCUAAACAAAAAUGGUGUCAGAAAUUUACCCAAGCUUCACGCUGCUGAAUCUCCUGUUUUGGGACGAAGUGAUCACAAGGGAUCACCAGACCAUUUGUCAGAUUAUGAGAAAACAUUUCUCUAUCCAGCUGAGGCAGUGCUUGUACCAGUUUUACAGACGUCAUUAGCAAGAUCUUCCUUGAGAAGAUUUUGGCUGCAGAAUUGGAUGGGUCCAUCCCUGCCUGGAUCCUGUUCGUUUGUUCACUGUGCUGGUAAUGUGGAUUCUACUGAAGAUCCUUGGAGUGAAAUCAAUGGAACCCGCACGCAAAAUAGUUAUGAUAGCAGCAGCAAUAGCAAUAGUAGCAGUAUUAGUAGCUUAAGUGACAGCUCUAGUGAUAGUGAUUUCAAGACUACAGGACCAAGUGAGCUAGAGGCAGAUGCUGAUUCUUUGACAUGUCGACAGUCUACGAUAUCUUCUGCUGAUCAGUUGGAAAAUGAUGGCCCCAAAUUGGGUUCUAAGAGGUCUCGAAUGGCUAUGACAGAGUCAUUAAGUACAGCUACAAAUGUUCCUGUGCAAGAUGCAUACAUGUCUGAUUUUGGUUCAAUGGAAGUUAACAAUUCAGCCAUUACAAGAGUAGGGAAUGAAUCAGUUGGGUCUUACUGGGACUGGGAUGAUGAAGAUAGAGGCAUGGAAAUGGACAUUCAAGCUCUUCUAUCUGAGUUCGGUGAUUUUGGAGACUUCUUUGAAAAUGAUGUUUUGCCUUUUGGAGAGCCCCCGGGAACUGCAGAGUCUCAGACACUUAUGUUUUCUGCUCCGGAUUGUGGAGAUGUCAACAGCAGUCCAGUUGGUGCGAUGAUGGAUGUUUCAGAUCAAAUGCUUUUGCCUGUUGGGUUUUCUUCCUUUGAGUGUUUUAACCCACCACCUCCAUCAGUCAUGGAAGAAUGUCUUGACAAAAGUCAAGAUAACUUGAAUAAUUCCAUGUCAUCUGGGCCAACUAAUCAAACUCAAAUGUUGUAUACAAAGGAGUUUGAUCAUAUAAUGAAAGCUGAAGCAAUGAUGACAUUUGCUCCUGAAUUUGGUGCUGUUGAGACCCCUACUAGUGAGUUGUCCACAACAUUAUUCAGAAGCCCAUAUUUUCCAAAGUCCCGAAAAGCGGACAGUUCAUAUUCAAGUUCAAACAAUUACUUGUAUGGUGCAGCACCACCCUCUUCUCCCUAUGUUGAAGGAUCAGAGAGUAAGAAUGGAGUGGUAUUCAACACAAAAACAGGUUCUGGAAAACAUGAUGCAAGUAUGAGUCUCCACUCAAAAAAUUAUUAUACUUUUGUUCAGAGCAGGAAAGACUUAAAUGAUAAAAAACCAGUUACAUGCAAUGAUAAUAGCAUUGCUAAAUCUGAGGGGAUAGGACCACCUCAGUUCUCAAACAUUGGUUCUAAUGCUGUUGUCAAGUCUGUUUUGAGGAAGAUGACUGAAGGCACAAAUGAAACAGAGCAUUCCCUUCUAUCGGCGAAAACUUUGUUGGCAACUGAUAUCUCGUGUGCAAUGUUGCAAGCAUCAAUGUGCAGGUCACGACACGUUCUUUUAUCUUCCAGUAACCUCAUUCCUGUUGGUUUGAAUAGGUCAUCUGGGGUUUCAUUUGUGAAUCACCUUCCUAUUGACCCAAGUACCAACACGGAUAAUAUAUCUGGGAAGUAUGAAGUGAAGAAGAAAGAAAACAUACCGGUUAGAAUUGCAGGUGAUAUUGAUGGAGGAAUACUGGAUGGGCAUCUCAAUGCACCUGUUGGUGUUUGGCGUACUGUAGGUGCUUCUAAAGUUGUAAAACCUUCAAAUUCGCCAAACAUGGAAAUUGGUCCUUCCUUUUCUCAUAAUUCAUUCAAUGAAGAAGGUAUCCUAUCUUAUGGUCAAAGAAAACCACUUCAGGAGCUUCUGGAUGGGAUUGCAUUCCUUGUCCAGCAAGCUAUUUCCUUUGUAGAUCUGGCCUUGGAUGCAGAUUGUGGUGAUGGUCCUUAUGGUUUGCUUGCAUUGCAAGAACAGUGGAGGCGUGGGUUUUGCUGUGGGCCUUCCAUGGUCCAUGCUGGUUGUGGAGGAACUCUUUCCUCCUCUCAUUCUCUGGACAUUGCUGGCUUGGAGUUAGUGGAUCCACUUUCUUCUGACGUUCAUGCAUCUACCCUGAUCAACUUGUUACAGUCUGACAUAAAAAUGGCUUUAAAAUCUGCAUUUUCCAAUUUGGAAGGGCCAUUAUCUGUGACAGAUUGGUGCCAAGGACGCAAUCAAUCGGUUGAUAUCGGAAGCAUUGCUGAUUGUAUUUCUGCUGAAUCCAGCAUUAGUGAAUGUCGGGAUUCUUCAGAUCCAAUGAGCCCAUCCCAGUCAUCAUCCGGUAUUAAAGUUUCCAGCAUGAUGGAUAAUUCUAAGGUGGAUGAGAAUUCCCAAAGGAGAUGUGGCCAAGAUAUGUGCAAUUCAGAGUCAGAGCAGCAGCCCUGUUCCCGGCUAAAACCUACUCUCGUUGCUCUUCCGUUUCCUUCUAUACUUGUGGGGUAUCAGGAUGAUUGGCUCAAGACAUCAGCAAACUGUCUGCAGCACUGGGAAAAGGCUCCUCUAGAACCUUAUGCUCUGCAGAAACCUAUUACAUAUCAUGUCAUAUGUCCUGACAUCGAUCCCCUUACUUCUGCUGCUGCUGAUUUUUUCCAACAACUAGGAACAGUGUAUGAGACAUGCAAGCUAGGUACUCAUUCACCUCAAGGUUUGGGGAAUCAGAUGGAGAUAGAGUCUGCGAAGUCUUCAUCUUGUGGUUUUGUUUUACUUGAUUGCCCUCAAUCAAUGAAGAUUGAGAGCAGCAAUGCAUCUCUUGUUGGUUCAGUGAGUGAUUAUUUUUUAUCUUUAUCAAAUGGCUGGGACCUGACUAGUUAUCUCAAGUCUCUUUCAAAGGCUCUUAGAGCUUUGAAUCUCAGUUCCUCCUUUUCCACAAAUCCCAGUGAAGGAAGUAACUGUUCAUGUUUGGUAAUCUAUGUGGUGUGCCCGUUUCCUGAUCCUACUGCGAUUUUGCAAACUGUCAUUGAAUCUUCUGUUUCCAUUGGAUCAGUUAUCCAACAGUCAGAUAGAGAGAGGAGAUCUAGCUUGCAUAGUCAGGUUGUGAAGGCAUUAAGUGGCCUGGCUACUGUUGAUGAAGCUUCAGCAUCUAAUAUCCUUGUGCUUUCUGGGUUUAGUAUUCCGAAAUUGGUCUUGCAGAUAGUUACAGUUGAUGCCAUUUUCAGAGUCACAAGUCCAUCAGUGAGUGAGCUUGUCAUUUUAAAAGAGACUGCCUUUACUGUAUACAACAAGGCUCGUCGCAUUUCACGUGGAAUCUCUAACGAUUUCUCUCAAUUGGCAUUUUCAAGUAGAUCUCAGUCUGUUUUAACACAAAUGCCUUCUCCCAUCUCAGGGAUGUGGAAAGACUGUGUUGGUCCUCGAAUGGGACAUUCUCUUCCAAGAGAGGGUGACAUUGAUGCUAGCUUGAGGCCUAGUAAUUGGGAUAAUUCUUGGCAACCAACACGGACUGGGGUUUUGAGCUGUGAUCCAAGUAGAUCUGGGGAUAUUCUUCUUCAUGAUGAAAUUCGUUACAUGUUUGAACCCCUUUUCAUUCUAGCAGAACCAGGUUCUCCAGAACAUGGUAUUUCAGUUAUUGGUAGCCCCACUUCAGAAUCUUCCAAGGCAUUGACGGAUGAUAGUAGUGCUAACUAUGUGCAGAGUACAAGUACAGCAGGAAGUGGGGAUUCUGCUUCAAGCAUCGAUGGAUCUGGGUCAGAUCAAAAGACUCAUCCAAGCUUGCAUUGCUGCUAUGGAUGGACAGAAGACUGGCGUUGGCUUGUUUGCAUCUGGACAGACUCAAGAGGAGAAUUGCUUGACUGCAAUAUUUUCCCUUUUGGUGGAAUAAGCAGUAGGCAGGAUACGAAGGGGUUGCAGUGCCUAUUUGUUCAAGUUCUUCAGCAAGGCUGUUUGAUACUUCAAUCUUGUGACUCUGGCCUUGCAAAGCCUCGAGAUUUUGUGAUAGCCCGCAUUGGAGGUUUCUAUGAGCUUGAGUACCUUGAAUGGCAGAAAGCCCUUUAUUCAGUUGGUGGAUCUGAGAUGAAGAGAUGGCCCCUGCAACUGCGGAAAUCUCUGUCUGAUGGGGUGUCCGCAACUAGUAAUGGUUCUUCUUUGCAACAGUCAGAUAUGAGUUUGAUCCCUGAAAGAACUCUUCCUUCUUCACCUAGUCCUUUGUACAGCCCUCAUGCUAAGCCAACUGCUUAUAUGAAAGCAAAUUUAGGGCAACCUGCUGCAAGGAAGCAGCUUAUGGGCGGACAUUCGAUGGUUGACAAUUCAAGGGGUUUGCUUCAUUGGGCACAAAGCAUUAGUUUUGUUGCAGUUUCUAUGGACCAUACGUUAAAGCUAGUUCUUCCAUCUGAUUCAUCUUCUCCUGGUUACGUGGAAGGUUUCACACCAGUGAAGUCUCUUGGUUCUACGUCUUCUGCAUAUAUUUUAAUUCCUUCUCCCAGUAUGCGGUUCCUUCCUCCAACAGCUCUACAGCUCCCGACAUGCCUCACUGCUGAGUCUCCACCUCUAGCUCAUCUCCUUCAUAGCAAGGGUUCUGCUCUUCCACUUUCCACAGGAUUCGUGGUUUCAAAAGCGGUACCCUCCAUGAGAAAGGACCAUAGAAGCAACCUGAAAGAAGAAUGGCCUUCAGUACUUUCCGUGAACCUCAUCGAUUAUUAUGGAGGUUCUAACAUCCAGCAAGAGAAGUUCAUCCGAGGAAUUAACAAACAAGGUGGUAGAGGUUUAAGCUGGGAUGCCAAAGAUUUUGAAGUUCAGACCCACUUGGUUCUGGAGUCCCUUGCAGCAGAGCUUCACGCCUUGUCAUGGAUGACGGUCAGCCCCGCGUACUUAGAGCGACGGACGGCACUUCCAUUCCACUGUGACAUGGUUAUUAGACUAAGAAGACUUCUUCAUUUUGCUGAUAAAGAGCUCUUUAAGCAGUCAGAGAAAUCUUGACUGCAGUUUACAUACAAUGAUAGCAAUUAAAAUAUUUGCUCAUUUGUUUUAAGGGGAAAGACAGCCAAACUUAGCUGAGGAGACUGUAUCAUACAAGAAGCACUGUGACUGUAUGUAAAUUAUAUGUAAAGCCUGCUGAUGGUUCCAGGAAGAAAUAGAUUUAGGUAUAGUUGAGAAUGUACAUGAGCUUUUUAGAUCAGCUGAUUUUAGCCCAGGUUAGCAUGAUUUAUAGAAGUUGUCAUUGAAGCACAGAAUACCAUAUUCUCUCUCUCUCUGACAUAGUAUUGAGGCCUCAGGACUUUCUUUCCCAUUGUAAUUAUAUUUUGUAAGAUGAUAAUGUGCCAAUAACUAUUUUUAUGUUUAAGCUUAA
Molecule: messenger RNA, 6597 nt
Organism: Lotus japonicus
Lineage: Eukaryota; Viridiplantae; Streptophyta; Magnoliopsida; Fabales; Fabaceae
Product: mediator of RNA polymerase II transcription subunit 13
Exons: 22
Coding region: 372-6227 (1951 amino acids)
Biological process (GO): regulation of transcription by RNA polymerase II
Cellular component (GO): mediator complex
Molecular function (GO): transcription coregulator activity
Source: RefSeq, a predicted model, not a curated record